This is a messenger RNA of Drosophila virilis, 2840 nucleotides long. RefSeq names its product Glucuronyltransferase P (gene GlcAT-P). Gene Ontology annotation, biological process: carbohydrate metabolic process; chondroitin sulfate proteoglycan biosynthetic process. Gene Ontology annotation, molecular function: galactosylgalactosylxylosylprotein 3-beta-glucuronosyltransferase activity. The record is from RefSeq and is a predicted model, not a curated record. Gene Ontology annotation, cellular component: Golgi membrane. Lineage: Eukaryota; Metazoa; Arthropoda; Insecta; Diptera; Drosophilidae.
GCUUGCUUUCAGUCGCAAUCGGAAUAACAGUACGUGCGGACGUUCACGGGAGCGUUUCGUUGCCGUCGCAUCAUAACUACAGUUUGUUCUAGCCUAGCUGUUGGCGCGCCUGGACAACGCCAAGUGCGUUUGGAGUGUUGCCCCUAAAAAAAAAUAGCCAAAGUGUUUAGCAACAGCUCCUUUCAAUCUAACGCAAACGACACGAAAGCUCGUCCAAAUCGAAACGUUAACAAAAAAAAAAAGCAACAACAACUGCAUCCGAAUCCGCAUCCGCAUUCGCAUCUGCAACGCCAACUCCCCUUUGUCAGCCGGCAAAUGAUCCGCCGAAAUAAAAUUGAAAGUUGCCUCCGGGUUGGAGCCUAAUGAGCAUGGAACAGGCGGGGGGCGUCCAAAGUGUCGCCGCUGCCGUGCGAUACGUUCGUGUUUCGCCCAACCAACUGGGAGCCAUCCAAUGCUGGAGGUGUUCGUUGAGCCAAAAGAUAAAUAAAUAUAACACUGCGUAGCCGGCACUUGAUUCUGCCGCCCACAGCGUAAAACAAUCAGAAUAAGCGUGAAAAAAGGUAUCAAAAACUACAGAGAAUAAUGCUGGCAAAGCGUAUCGAGAAUAAAGCAAGAAUACUAAAAUCAGCAAAAGAAAAUUUUAAUACUGAAAAGUUGCAAGCAAAACCAAACGAAUGAAAUCAAAAUACCAAAGAAGAUUUACAAAACCAACACGCAAAAAAAAAAAAAACAAAACCAAAACAACACAAAAAACUAAACACAACAACAAGAACAACUGAAAGUAAAUCAACAAAUGCUUCUGCCACAGGCCAAAGAAUCGAAAGUGAAUGAAAAUCUCAGCAAUAAAAUGGCGCUGGGAAAAUCCAUUAAAAUGUACCUGACCAUAUUCAUAGCCACGACCUGCAUCUAUAUGGUGCUCUACCAAUAUCACAUGUCCCGACAGCCCCUCGCCGCCAACGAGCUCGUCAAGCAUCCAGAAAAAUCAUCAUCAUCAUCAUCGUCUUCAUCGUCAUACAUCGCUUCAUAUUUGUGGGCGCCGCCUAUGUUGAACAACUCCUCCAACUCCAUUAAUACGACAAUGGGACAGGGACUGGUGCAGGUGCAUGGGCCAAAUGCCACAGACACGUCCUCCGUCUCCUCCUCCUCCUCCGCCGCAUCCAACUCGGUUUCUGCCUCUGGGUCGUCCUUCUACUCGACGGUUUCAUUGCCACUGACAUUGUCAUCAGCAUCCGACGCCAACAACAAAAGCAUCUCCACAACAACAACAAGCACGACAACGACAACAACAACAACAGUUGCCAAUGCUGUUGUGUCUGCAACAACAACAACAACAACAACAGCCCAAAAACUUAAAACAACAACCCAACCCAGCCACGCCCACAAGUCAAUGGUAAAAGCAAUGGGCGCCGUUCAUAAAAUUCGUACAACAUUUGUUGCCGUUUCCGAGCCCCCGCCAUUGUACAUCAUCACGCCCACUUAUCGACGCCCUGAACAGCUGGCGGAGCUAACACGACUCGGUUACACCCUGAAGCAUGUGCUCAACCUGCUCUGGCUGGUUAUCGAGGAUGCCAACAAGACCAACCCGCUGGUCGCUCACACCCUGGAUCGCAUUGGUGUGCCCUAUGAGUACCUGGUCGCCCCUAUGCCCGAGCAGUACAAGCUGACGAAGCGUGCCAAGCCCCGCGGUGUCUCCAAUCGGAAUCGAGGACUUGAUUAUCUGCGCGCAAAUGCCACCGAGGGGGUUCUAUAUUUUGCCGACGAUGAUAACACCUACGAUGUUAACAUAUUUGAACAGAUGCGUUAUACCAAAAAGGUGUCCAUGUGGCCAGUGGGUCUAGUGACCAAAACUGGUGUCAGCAGUCCCAUUAUACGUGAGGGCAAACUGGAUGGCUAUUACGAUGGCUGGAUAGGGGGACGCAAAUAUCCCGUCGAUAUGGCCGGUUUUGCGGUGAGCGUCAAAUUUUUACACGAGCGUCCGCAUGCGAAGAUGCCAUUCAAGCCGGGCUACGAGGAGGAUGGGUUCUUGCGCAGCCUGGCCCCGCUGCAGAACAAUGAGAUUGAGCUGCUGGCCGACGAGUGCAGAGAGAUACUCACCUGGCACACACAGACGAAAAAGAAUCCGGCUGCUCUGCCGUUCAACCAGACACGCUAUGGGAAUACAAACUUGGCGUUUAUAGAGAAGCUGCUGGUGCGCCCGUAGAACGGGGGACGCCACCUUGUCCAAGUGUAGUUAGGCUUAGUUAAGUGUAUGCGAAUACGAUUGCUAUACGAUUGUGUAUGCAGCGAGUGAGCUCACAAAGUGUCCACGGCUUUGACCAGUUGUACAGGUACAAACUUGUGUUUAAGUCGUCUCUUUAUAACGACUAUCAUUAGUUUGCACAGACUAAAUUAUGUAAAUUAUUAAUGUAACCACACAUACAGAUAGACGCAUACAUAUACACAUUAAAAUGUAACUUAGUUAGGCUCUAAGCGCACAAGUUUAUACGGUAUUUGAAAUCAUGGCCAAGGCUUGAUUUGAAACCACAUAGUUUAGACUCCGCUGCACAGACAGUAUAUACCUUUUAGUAUUGUAUAUUAUAGUAUCCUCUAUCUAUUUUGUAUAUACUCGCAAUACACGUUCAUGGCUGAAGCCAUAAAUCAAUUUAAGAUGGUAAAUUUUUGAUAAGCGAAAAGUAUUUAAGUGCAUUACUUUAUGAAAGACAACAGCCUACAUUUAAGGUUUAGUUAAUAAGUUCAACUGUUUUUUGCACUCCCAUUCAAGAUAGUUCGUUAGGGCACGUCCAAGCAGUAUACACUUAUGGUUUCUGUUCCUAAAAUACAUUGUAAUUUUAUUUCAUUGU